This is a messenger RNA of Micropterus dolomieu (smallmouth bass), 3876 nucleotides long. RefSeq names its product solute carrier organic anion transporter family member 1C1-like. Bases 1555 to 3465 code for a protein of 636 amino acids. Gene Ontology annotation, cellular component: membrane. Gene Ontology annotation, biological process: sodium-independent organic anion transport; transmembrane transport. Gene Ontology annotation, molecular function: protein binding. The record is from RefSeq and is a predicted model, not a curated record. Lineage: Eukaryota; Metazoa; Chordata; Actinopteri; Centrarchiformes; Centrarchidae. The transcript is spliced from 11 exons.
GCUGGGAUCAAAUGGGUGCCUUUAAAGGACAAAAAGUCAUUUGGAUUUAUGUUCAACUAAAUCUGCAAUAAGCAAGAAAGUAAAUUUUAUUCUAGAACUAGACCUUAGUUAAAGGUUUUCUGUACAAUUUUAGUCAAAGUGCAAAGUUACCUUGUGCAGCCUUAGCUAACAAUCAGUAUAUAGGUACCUUUAGGUGGGAAGGAACAUUGUCUCAGUCGGUCCACCACUUUGGUAUAGACUGAAAUAUCUCAAAAACAAUUGGAUAGAUUGCCAUGACAUUUUGUACAGAGAUUGAUGGUGCCUAGAGAAUGAAUUGAAAUGCCACUAGCAUGGCUGUGUAGUCCUAGUCUUGUUACAUAUCUAUGCUUGUGUCUUGAAGCUUACAAAGACGAGUAGCACAAGAAUUACAAACCUAAAACUAAACAAAAAUACAACACUGGUUGGGUGGGUAAAAAAGCCAGUUAACAAACCUCUGCCUAAGGAGUUGAAAUCAAAAAUCUGCAUUUAGGACAAACUAUAUUAGAUGUUUUUGCUAUGGUCAGUGAACAAGAAAUCACAAGAGCAGCAUACAGUAGCAUAUACAAAGUGUAUUAACAUGAAACCUGGUUAUGACCCUUAAUAACUCACUGUCUUUCAACCAUCCUUGGAAUGCACUAAUCUCAGUCUGACCUUCAGUACCACUCACCUCCCCUGCUGGAAGCUACACCUCUUGGGUGGCGGAUAAGUCAAAAACGUCAAUAAAAAAUUUCCCUUUCCCUGUGACCAGAACUAAAAAGAGACUCAGUUUUCACAACCUCACGUCAACAGCGCCAUUGAUCAGUCUGAAUGCAGAUAGAACUGCAAGCCAGCAAGAGCUGAAAGCCGGAAAAAGGAAGAGAAAAGAGACAGAAUAAUAUGUGGGAGCAUCAGAUCUUAUAGCGUCACUGAGAAAGCACACAUCUGUAAUAUUUAUAGUAAUGACUUCAGCUUGAACACAUAUCUGUUUAUGUAUUCCUCAAUGUUUUGAGGAGCAGCUCUUGUUCCAAUCUGUUCUAGUUCCAUGCGAUGUGCUUCAGUUGAAAUAUCACAUCAGUCAUUCUAUUGUCGAGCCAUAAUUAAUUCUUCUUCUCACAAAAAAGUGUCAUACACGCAGAAAAUGCAAUGUACUGAUCCUGGUCAGCUAUCCUGAUGAGCUGUAUUUAGAAAGAAACAUAAUUUGGAAGUCACAUACAAUACAGUGGUAUGCAAGCUUAAAGCCACAUCCUAUUAAAUUGAAAUUGAAUGAACACGACAUUGUAUUCAUGCAUCUUGUCUGAGGUAGUCAGCAUAAUUGAGGUAGACUUUAUAUUCUCUUUCUCAAUAAUGUGAAUGGGACGGGAUUCCAUACAAAGUUUGACGUGUUAUUUUAAAAUUCAGCUUUUAUACACAUACGCUAAAGUCUCCUUUUAAAUCCAAAAUUAUCAUAAGAAUCUGUCUGAACUCCGUGUGCAAAUGUGUGCGACAAAAAUACAUAGUGAGAUAACAUAAGCAUAUAGCAGUGUCCAUGAAAAUAAUCUUUGUAACACAAUCAAUAUCAUGCAUUCCUAUGUGUGUGUCUGUCUUUAUGGAGUCUGUGUGAGAGAGUCUGGUUCCAACAUGUGGAUCUAUGUGUUCCUCGGGAAUGCUCUGCGGGGGAUUGGAGAAACGCCGGUAACACCUCUGGGCAUCUCCUAUAUUGACGACUUUGCUAAAGCAGAAAACUCCCCUUUCUAUAUAGCUUGUCUCCAGACCAUUACUCUCCUGGGGCCCAUGUUUGGUUUCCUCUUAGGCUCCUAUUGUGCCAAACUAUAUGUCGAUAUUGGUUAUGUUGAUAUGGAAAGUGUGACCAUCACUCCUAAAGAUGCCCGCUGGGUGGGCGCCUGGUGGAUGGGCUUCCUGGUGUCCUCUGCCUUCCUGCUCAUCUCCAGCAUUCCCUUCUGGUUCCUGCCCCGCUCGCUGCCAAAGCAGGAGGGAGAUGAGGGCAAGCCAACUCCCACCCCUGAGAUCCUUGAUAAAACAGAGGAUACCCUCAACACCAAUCACAACCUCAAGUUGACUGAGAUCGCUAAAGGGUUUCUUCCCUCAUUGAAGCGCCUGUUAGGAACUCCUACUUACUUCCUGCUCCUUUGUGGGAGCAUCCUGAAAUUCAACUCUUUCAUUGGCCUGUUUACCUUCAAAGCCAAAUACAUGGAGCAGCAGUUUGGACAGUCUGCAUCUAGGGCCAACUUCCUCAUAGGUGUGUUGAACCUGCCAGCAGUGGCAGUUGGGAUCUUCCUGGGAGGGCUCCUCAUGAAGCGGUAUAAACUGAGUUUGGUAUCAGGAGCUCAGCUCUCCUUUGCCACAUCCUUCAUGGCAUACCUCCUUCUGCUGCUGCAGUUUGGCACAAAGUGUGAUAACAUUCCCGUUGCUGGGCUCACCGUCUCAUACAACGGGACGCAGACUGUGUCAUCCAACAGAGAUAUGCUCUUCUCAGAGUGUAACAGAGACUGCUCCUGCUCAGCAGAGGAGUGGGACCCUGUGUGCUCAGACAGCGGCAUCACCUACAUCUCUCCAUGUAUGGCUGGCUGCCUCAGCUCCAGUGGAUACGGCAAGAACACAGUCUUUCACAACUGCAGCUGUGUGUCUGCUUCCUACCCAGCAGGCAGCAGUACGUCAGUAAGGUUGGGCCAGUGUCCUCAUGCUAAGGACUGCAGCCGCAGUUUCACCUCCUACAUGGCUGUGUCUGUUCUUAGCUCCUUUAUCAACUCUCUGGGAGCCACACCUGGCUACAUGGUCAUCAUACGAUGCAUCUCACCAGAGCUCAAAUCCCUUGCGCUGGGUAUCCAGACCAUGUUAACUAGGACUCUUGGUGGAAUUCCUGCACCUGUGUAUUUCGGAGCCCUGAUUGAUUCAACUUGCCUCAAGUGGUCAGUCAAGAUGUGUGGGGGCAGGGGGGCAUGUCGAAUUUAUGACUCUGCUAUGUACAGGGUCAUCUUCCUGGGUCUAAUCACUUGUCUCAGUGGUUCCUCAUAUUUCUUCAUCAUUGCUGUCAUCAUCCUCCUUAGACGACAGUUUCGUAAACCGGAACGAGAAACAGAGAUGCAGCAUACAAAAGCUUCAAAGGAAAUUGAACUUCAAGCCACAUCAAAUCCCAGUGAGGAGCCUAACGUUCCUAAAACUCCCAAACUGUCUCAUGCUCCCAAAGUUUGUGGAAGGAUCACAACACAGCUGGAGAACACCCAGGAGAGGCAACAGCUCAGAUCCGUGACAGAGACCACUGUUGAGUUUAGUCCUCUUCCAAGAGAGGAAGCAAAGAUAGAGACGAACUUGCUGCAGUCAGAGGAGGAAGUAAAAGAGGGAAAAGAUGAGUUUUGCAAAGAGACGAGUGCACAGGUGGAAAAAGAAAUGUUGAUCCAUCACACGGAUGACAAGAAUGAGUUAGCGAAAGAACCAACACAGAGCAGAGAAACUAAUGGACCACAAAACUAAAGUGCUCACCAAUGUGUUAUCUAAAACACAGUCAAACAAGGCCAAGCGGGACCAUUGUAGAAAUUUUACUGAGUUUGACCAAAAGUCACAAUUACUUGGAAUGUCAGGAGGGAUUGCUUUUUCAUCUGGGCUAUAGCAUGCUCUAUCAUAACAGUAUUUUCCACCAUUUUGUUACAGGAAAUAGCUGUUAUAUUACACUCAGUCCUGAAGAAGAAAAGGGCUUCCAGUGGUCCCAUUUUCACAGCUGUAGAAGCAUUCGAUGAAACUUGAAAAAGCACUGAUGUGCAGAGUGACAACAUGAUUACACAGUAGCCUUGCAAGGCCCAGCCUAAAAAACAUUAUAGCUUAAACGUCUUGGUCAACAUAAAUGUUUUUCUUUUUAUGUCAAUAAAUGAAUCAUAGAAUGUGUUA